Molecule: messenger RNA, 1904 nt
Organism: Nymphaea colorata (pocket water lily)
Lineage: Eukaryota; Viridiplantae; Streptophyta; Magnoliopsida; Nymphaeales; Nymphaeaceae
Product: pentatricopeptide repeat-containing protein At5g15300-like
Exons: 2
Coding region: 545-1132 (195 amino acids)
Biological process (GO): RNA modification
Molecular function (GO): protein binding; RNA binding
Source: RefSeq, a predicted model, not a curated record
CAUAUGGGCUCGAGCGGAACAAAACACGCCUCCCUCCUGCCCUCGGCCUGCCCUUGCCCCCAACCCCCUUUUCUCUUUCUCUCCUCUUGUCUCCCUCUCCGCCCCCGAGCUGCCCCUUCUCCUCCGCCUUAGCCCUCCAGCUGCCCAAGUCUUUUUUCUUUCUCUCCUUUUCCUCUGUCUCCGCCCCUGAGCUGCCAUCGCCCUUUCUUUUUCUCGCCCUCUCUUGCUUCCCUUCUCCUCAAUGUCUCUUCUGAGUCUCCUCUUGGCCAACUGCUCUACCCCUUUCUUCCCGCUCUCUCUGCUGCUCUCUACGCCCAUUUCAUUACUACAAGGAGCUCCAUUGCCAUGAGUAACUUUUUCCAGUUUUUUUCAUUUACUGCGGAUUAGUUCCGCCUCCGCCAAAAAUCUCUCCGCCAUCGCAGGGGAGGGGAUUGAGUUAUGAUCAUCUAGGAAAUCGAAGGCAAACCCCGCAACCAAGCGGGCCAUUAGCUCUAUCUGGAAGAAGAUCACCACCCUCCGCACUCUCAAGCAAAUUCAUGCUCACAUGGUUGUCCAUGGCUUCAACAGCGAUGCAUCUGCGCUGCGAGAGCUUGUGUUUGCCUGUGCCAUCACCAUCCCUGGCAACAUGCAUUACGCUCGGAAUAUCUUCGGCCAUGUCCUGACACCGGAGGUUUUCAUCUGGAGCACCAUGAUCAGAGGUUUCUCUCAAAGUUCGGUGCCCAUUGACGCCAUUUUUCUGUACUCCCAGAUGGAGAAAUCUCACGUGAAACCAGAUAGCUUCACGUUCCCUUUUUCUUCUGAAGGCAUGCUCGAAGUUAGGAUCUAUUUCUGUCGGAAACCAGUGGACUGUUGUGUUCUAAAUCUGGGGCUUCAAUCGGAUGUGUUUGUAAGGAACUCUCUCAUCCACUUGAAUGCAGGUAGCGGCAGCUUGGAAGUUGCCCGCCAAUUGUUUGAUGAAAUGGCUCAAAGAGAUGUUGUUGCUUGGUCUGCUCUCACAGUUGGGUACGCGAGGAAGGGUAAGAUCGAGGAUGCACGCGACUUGUUUGAUAGAAUGCCUGAUUUCAUGGAAUGUCAUGGUCACCGCAUACACAAAAUGCGGCGAUAUGGAGUCGGCUCGUCGACUGUUCAAUGAGAUCCCUCAGAGAACGCAAUGAUUUCUGGAUAUGUGCUUUGUGGGGAUCAGAGCCGAGCAAUGGAGUUGUUCGAGGAGAUGCAGUAGGCGGGUGAGAGGCCUGAUGAGGUUACCAUGUUGAGUCUACUUUCGGCUUGCGCUGAUGUCGGGGCCUUAGACAUUGGUAAGAGGAUUCACACUGUUUUGGAACAAGGUGAUGCAGUCAAUGAAUUGCGCGUCGUUCUGGGAAACGCACUCAUAGACAUGUAUGCAAAAUGCGGUAGCAUAGUUGAUUCGCUGAGGGUGUUUAACCAGAUGCAUGAAAGAGAUGUUUCUUCCUGGAACUCAAUAAUUGUGGGGUUGACAUUUCAUGGCCAUGCCGAGUCGGCUCUCUCCCUCUUUGAGGAGAUGCAAAGGGAGAAAAUGGUUAGGCCCAAUGGGAUCACGUUCGUUGGGGUUUUGGUUGCUUGCAGCCAUGCAGGCAAGGUGGAGGAGGGCCGUCGAUGGUUUGAAAUCAUGAGAAAUAAUGUGUGAUCCAAUCUGCCCCAUCCCUCCAAGGUCGUUGAAGGGAAUCCUUUGCUCAACCACGCAAUUCACCAAAGUGGUUCACCAAACCCAGCCCCGACUGAAAUUGGUUCAACCAAAUACCCGAUCCGAACCUACACCACAUUGCCCCUCAACACAUGUUAUUGUUUUGUUGUCUUUGGCUUUGCUUCUUGGGUCCCAGACACAACAUCCCUCUCUCUCCUCCCUCCUAAGGAAAGCAGAGACGUGCACGUAUGCAUUCUCAUCA